Arabidopsis lyrata subsp. lyrata is the source of this 1788-nucleotide messenger RNA. RefSeq names its product BAG family molecular chaperone regulator 1. Gene Ontology annotation, cellular component: cytoplasm. Gene Ontology annotation, molecular function: protein-folding chaperone binding; adenyl-nucleotide exchange factor activity. Gene Ontology annotation, biological process: protein stabilization. The record is from RefSeq and is a predicted model, not a curated record. Lineage: Eukaryota; Viridiplantae; Streptophyta; Magnoliopsida; Brassicales; Brassicaceae. Bases 562 to 1560 code for a protein of 332 amino acids. The transcript has 4 exons.
AAUGUAUAUAUGUAUGUAAUAACAUACUUAUAAGCAGUUCACAGGCACAACAAGAACUGAAUUAGCUGGCCACUCGUUAUUAUUCGUUUUUUUUCUCUUAAAAUAAUUAAAAUAACUUUUUCCAUUUUUUUCCCAAACGGGUUCUCUGAAACUAAGAAAACUCUAAACAGAGAAUCCGGAUGCUUUUCUCAGAUUCUUCUACUCUUUCCUAAUUUACCGAUUUUUCUCGGGAAACCAAAAAUUCCAAUUUUUUCCUUGAUCUGAAGUCAAUUCAGAAUCUUCUAAUUGGAAGCUUCAAAGAAGAAGAAGAAAGAAGAGAGAGACUACUGAUUUGGGUUUUGUUUCUUUUGUUGGAUCAGAAAGAUCUCUGCUUUGAUCUUUGUAGUAUACGUGGCGAAAUGGGUUGGAGUUUGGAGUUGUGUUGAUGAUGUUCCAAGUCCCAGAUUUCUUGUAAUAACAUUCUUCUGUCUUUCUCCAAUGUCUUUGUCUUGAUUCUCAGAAAAAUAUCUUCAGAUCCGUUUUACUUGAGAGGAAUAGUUUUUAAUUAACCACAAAAAAAAAAUGAUGAAGAUGAUGAGAAACAAACCGACAAAUCUUCCGACGGCGGUCGGCGGUGGUAGAGGUUCCGGCGGCGGCAGGGAGUCAGGCGGUCAUGAUUGGGAAAUGAGACCUGGUGGUAUGUUGGUUCAGAAACGUAACCCGGAUUUGGAUCCUGUUGGAGCUCCACCACCGCCGUUGAUCAGAGUUAGGAUCAAGUACGGUGCUGUGUAUCAUGAGAUCAGUAUUAGUCCUCAAGCUUCUUUUGGGGAGCUAAAGAAGAUGUUGACUGGACCAACGGGUAUUCAUCAUCAAGAUCAGAAGCUAAUGUAUAAAGAUAAAGAGAGGGAUUCGAAGGCGUUUCUUGAUGUUUCGGGCGUGAAAGAUAAAUCCAAGAUGGUGCUUAUUGAAGACCCGAUUAGCCAAGAGAAACGGUUUUUGGAGAUGAGGAAGAUUGCUAAAACCGAAAAGGCGUCGAAAGCGAUAUCGGAUAUUAGCCUUGAAGUUGAUAGGCUCGGCGGACGAGUUUCGGCUUUUGAGAUGGUAAUUAAGAAAGGAGGGAAGAUUCCGGAGAAAGAUCUUGUUACGGUUAUCGAAUUGUUGAUGAAUGAGUUGAUAAAGUUGGAUGCGAUUGUGGCUGAAGGAGAUGUGAAGUUACAAAGAAAGAUGCAGGUGAAGAGAGUGCAGAAUUAUGUCGAAACACUCGAUGUCUUGAAGGUGAAAAUGGCAAAUGGGCAACAGAAACAUUUAGGUGCUCAGCGACUUGCACCGAUUCAAGAACAUAACAAUGAAGAGAGACAAGGACAGAAGCCGAUACAAUCGCUCAUGGACAUGCCGGUACAAUACAAAGAGAAGAAGCAAGAGAUUGAAGAGGAGCCGAGGAAUUCAGGGUCAGGACCAUUUGUGUUAGAAUCUUCUACUAAAUGGGAAACAUUCGAUCAUCAUCCCGCGACGCCAUUGAGUUCGGCUACUGCAAAUAAUCAAGCGAUCCCGCCCAGGUUCAAUUGGGAAUUCUUUGAUUGAAAAAGUUCACAUUUAGUGAAACCUUUUCUUUCUUUUAUCUUGUAUGCUUAUAUAAUUCUUGUGUGGAAGUGUUGUUUUUUUUUUUCAGGCUUCUUCUUCUUCUUCAUCAUCAUUAUGAUUCUUUUGAUGUACUUAUAGAUUUUUGUGUGGCGAUUGUUUAUCGUUCUGGGAAAUAAACAGAGACGCUACAUAGAAGUGAUUAUCAAAAAUCUGUGAUUCAUGUGUUUA